GUAAACCGAUUCAAAACUGAUACGCGCUUAGUGAAUCUUUAUAGAAGAAGCCGUUCACGCAUUAAAGCUCUUCUGAAGAGUUAAUUAAAAAUAUAUAUCUCAGUAUACCAGUCAUUUCUAUUAUUUAACGGAUUUACUCAUGACAAUAGCUGGUCAGAAUGGCAUCAGACUGGAUUGGCUGUCUUGUUUCGAUCCACUGUGGACCAACUCUGGGAGUUUAUCAAGGAGAAGUGUCUUCAGUAGAUCAGAGCAGCCAGACCAUCUCUCUCAGACACCCCUUCCACAAUGGAGUCAAGUGCACAGUGCCUGAGGUCACUUUCAGUGCCAUGGACAUUAAAGAUCUCAAAAUCCUGGAGAUCCGUAAGAGCACAACUGAAGUCCCAAAGCAGAAUGGUCCUGACUCCAGCUCCACAUUGAUGCCGCAGGGCGGAUGCAAGGAUAAGGGUGGUGCUGCACUGGGCAAUAGCGCUCCUCUUACAGUACCAAAUAAAACGGAACCCAAAAUACAGGAAGGAGGGGUGUCUCCAGUGCCACCCUACUCAAAGAGUUAUGGUGAACGUCACAUGGACAUGGCUGCUCAAAAUAAAUUCUUUAGACGAAGACACAACUCCUGGUCGUCUAGUUGCAAAGGUCCAAAUCAGGCCACUCCGAAAAAGAAUGGGCUGAAGAAUGGAGGUCUAAUGAAGAACAAAGAUGAUGAAUGUUUUGGAGACGGUAUGGAAGAUGUUCCCGAUGAGGACUUUGAUUUUGAGGGGAACCUGGCGCUCUUCGACAAGGCUGCGGUGUUCUCGCAGAUCGAAUCGUCAGAACGGCGAGGCAAUGGUGCGAGAUCUAGAGGUACGCCUGGAGAGCAAACGCCAUCACGAUACCGGCACGACGAGAACAUCCUAGAAGCCAAACCCGUCGUCUACAGACAGAUCACUGUUCCACAGAAUGAAACGAAAGAAUAUAGCACUGACUCAGGGCUGGUGGUACCCAGCAUCUCUUUCGAGUUGCACAAGCGUUUAAUAGCUGCGGCAGAAAGUCAUGGUCUGUCUCUGGAGCGCAGGCUUGAAAUGACAGGUGUAUGUGCGAGUCAGAUGGCCCUCACGCUGCUUGGAGGUCCGAACAGACUUACCCCAAAAAAUGUGCAUCAACGGCCCACAGUAGCUCUACUGUGUGGACCACAUGUCCAGGGUGCUCAGGGGAUCAGCUGUGGCCGGCACUUGGCCAACCAUGAAGUGGAGGUCAUCCUUUUCCUGCCAAACUUUGUCAAGAUGUUGGAGGCCAUCACCAGCGAACUUGCACUCUUUGGGAAGACGGGAGGCAAACUGGUUUCAAAUGUGAAAGACUUGCCCGAGACGCCGGUUGACCUAGUCAUAAACUGCCUGGAUUCGCAUGAAAAUGGAUUCUUGAGGGAGCAGCCCUGGUACAAGGCUGCCGCCGACUGGGCCAACCAGAACCGAGCCCCGGUACUGAGCAUCGACCCUCCUGUAAGCGGACAGGCACAUGCCGUGGAAGCAAAAUGGUCACUUUCCCUCGGCCUCCCGCUGCCUGUGUCCGAGGACGCCGGCCGAGUCUACCUGUGUGACAUCGGCAUUCCCCGACAUGAUCAAAUACCACUCCCCCUUUGGAUGUAAAUUCGUCAUUCCGUUGCACUCUGAAUAAGCCAUUGACUUUCACGGUCAAGGCUCACUGAACCUGCCUUAAAGAUUUUAAGUAUGAACGGACCUCAGUUUGAAUGUUGCAGCAGAACUGAAACUUCUCAGUCUCUAUUUUUUCUCAAAUUCUUCUAUACUUCUGUGAUGAUUCCCAUAAAAGGGAAGUGAUAGCAAAUGAUACCAGCUCUUGUGACAAACCUGAUCUGAUAAAAGCAGAACCAACAUCAUUAUACUCACCGUCUGCUGCAUUCGUACAGUCUUACAAUAAUCCUUCUCACAGCCAUUUUAAUAUGCAAGGCUGAUCUUUUUGGAUAAGACAACUUUUAUAACCAAUUAAAUAUGUAGUAGUGUCACAAAACAGCAACUGGCUCACACUUAAUACGACUUGAUUGGUCUUAUGGCAUUUUUGAAUGUCGUUUUGUUACUUUCAGCAUCUUAAAUAGAAGAAUUCGUUUUUAGUUCUUCGUCAAAUGUGCUGAUUUAGAUAGUCUUUACAUUUCCCCACAGAAAAAUGUGCAUUAGAUGGGGCUUUGGUCUUUUUCCCCAUGCUUUUUUU
Molecule: messenger RNA, 2196 nt
Organism: Carassius carassius (crucian carp)
Lineage: Eukaryota; Metazoa; Chordata; Actinopteri; Cypriniformes; Cyprinidae
Product: enhancer of mRNA-decapping protein 3-like
Exons: 7
Coding region: 159-1619 (486 amino acids)
Biological process (GO): P-body assembly; deadenylation-independent decapping of nuclear-transcribed mRNA
Cellular component (GO): P-body
Molecular function (GO): mRNA binding
Source: RefSeq, a predicted model, not a curated record